Eremothecium sinecaudum is the source of this 993-nucleotide messenger RNA. It is a transcript of the gene BUG1, whose product is annotated as Bug1p. The record is from RefSeq and is a predicted model, not a curated record. Bases 1 to 993 code for a protein of 330 amino acids. NCBI's taxonomy places the organism in Eukaryota, Fungi, Ascomycota, Saccharomycetes, Saccharomycetales, Saccharomycetaceae. The transcript has a single exon.
AUGUCGGAAGAAGGGCGUGAUCUUAAGAUUGAGGCAGCUAGGAAGCGUGUUGAGGAACUUAAACUGAAAAAGAAGAAAAAGGGUAACAAAAAGAAGAAUGAUACGGCCGGGGCUGCUGAGGGGGAGAAAGAAGAUUCCAAGGCUUCUGCAGGUACAUCAGAUGUUCCAUCAAGAGCUUCUAAGGAAGUAGAUGAUUCAGUUGAUACUGAGGCGAAUGAUGAGGGAGGUUCAGACGCUGCGACGAAAGAAGAUGUUAAAACUGAUGCUAAAAAUACGUCAGAGACAGAAGGGAAGGAGGAAACUACUACGAAGAACGAUAACGCUGCCACUGUAGUCAAUGAUGAGGUAAAUAAAGAACUCCCAAAAGAUGAAGCUAAGAAGGAUGAAGUUGCUGAAUCAAAGGAAGAUAAGAACGAUCCCGAACCUGGCAAAAGUGUCGUGUCUGAUACAGCUUACAAUAAAAAGGCUCAGGAGGACAAUACUAAUGAGAAUGAGGAAGCAAAGGAGGAGAAGUUGUUUGGAGAUUCUGAUACUGCUGACUUCAUGUCUACCAUACGGGAAAGCAAUGAUAAAGCCAUUGUCGAGCAGUACAAAACCCAGAUUUCCGACUUACAAGCUCAAUUAAAAAAAAUGAGGUUCAUUAAUAUGGAUCAAGAAGCUACAAUAGAAGACUUGAAAGAUACCUUAAAAGAGUUCACAGAAAAGCUUAACACUGCCAACAAGGAAUUGGUAUCUACGAAAGAAGAACUAUCGGCUGUACGCGCAGAACUCUCUUCAAAAGAAUCCCAGCAGGGAUCUGCGCCAUCGCAAACCAUGUCCACGCCGGCUUCAUUGGUACAAUUUGCCAGCUUUCCGCAAUCAACGCCUGAUUCUGGACUGCAGACUGUUCAACCGCGCCCUGUUGAAAGGUCUGUUUUGGAAAAAUGGCGGAACUGGAAUCUUGACAUGUCUAAAUGGAGAUCCAUCGGCUCAGGGCCAGUAGUAGAAUUUUAA